AUGGGAAACGAAGUGUUCCUGUUUCGAUCUUGGAGAUUGGUGUUCCUGUAUCUCAGCUGUUUUAUUGUGUUGGUGUUGAGCUCCGUUGAAGGUAUAGUUCACUGUCUCUGUUAUCAAACACCCACAACAAAUAAUUUUUUUCUCUCAUGUGUGUUGCUUCUAAACCAUAAAAAAUGGCUGCUUUAAACAUUGACCCUAUAUUUAUCUGUAAGAUUCUUCUUUUUUUAUUGUAAUAUGAGACGUAAAGGAUGAAAUUAGAUUAAAUUAGAGGCGUGAUCCAUAUCUGUUGAUGAUUUUGUUUUACAGAAAAUCUUUUGACUGGAGACAAAGAUCUUAUCGAGGGUGACAUGAAACUAACUUUAGACCAGAAGAUUGAACUUCUUGCUGGAUCUGGGGGACAAAAGAUCUUCAAGGAUACAAAACUUUGGCCUGGAGGGAUUGUCACAUACGAUAUUGAUACCUCUCUCGGUGGGCGAGCUUAGUAAGCUUUUAUCUUUUAUACUAACUAUUUUGCUAGAGACAAUUCGUUCCGCGCAUUCUCUUAUACGACAUUUAACACACAUAUUUUUUGAAUUUCUAUUAUCCUUUUGACCAGAAGUCCCAUCCGGUAUGAUUUUCAUGGCGGCGCAAAGCUAUCUGGUAUAGCCUUAAAUUACAAACAUUGCAACAGACCAGCAUACAUUGCGCCACAACUUGGUGAGUUUUUUGUUCCCUUUCAGUUUCUGCUACUAUCUCAAGAGACCCUUUUGUUCGUUCGUUUGUUUGUUUGUUUUUUUAAAUUCUUUACUUUCAUGCAUGUACUUGUACCUAAAAAGGUCAUGUGAUACCCUAGCCUUUCAAUACCUUCUCUUGGCAAGCAAAUUGAAGAAACUUAAUAAUCGAGUGUGCAAGGUACGAUGGGAAGGGGAAAAGGCAGGACUUCGUUUCCCCUCCUUUUCCUUCUCAUCGUUUACACUGCGCCUGUACGUCAGGCGUUAGAAGGACAAGAGAAAGGGGGCAAUUAUCAAACGAUUGAGGAGGAGCCGAUAAAAAUUGCCUUUUCCCUUUCAAACGAUUUCUACGUAGUCCACACCACUUCUUCCUAGUGUUAGUGGUGUAGGUGGUGUAAUGUCUAAUCGAUUUUUAACGACGUCAUGGUAAUAAAAUGUAUAUGUAGAUUUAGUGGCUCAAAAGAAGCCUCUGGCGAGUGGAGGUACUAGAGGCACUUCACGGUGUUUUCCAUGGAUAUUGACACACAUAGAAUAAUGCGUACUUAGAUAUUCAGAAGAUAUUUAUGCUAUUAGUACAUGCCGCAUCACCUGACAUCCUAUCGAUCCGUUUCAUUUUAAUUUCAUAUUUGCUCUUGUACAGGAGAAUUGUUGAUCUAAAGAGCAGUGUUUGUAAGAGCUGAAGAUUGUAUUUAUUUAAUAAACACACAGUUAUAUUUUCAUUCUGCAGCACAUGACAUGAAGGCGUUAUUUGCAAUCUGGCUAGCUAUGAAAGAAUUCGAAAGGAAAACCUGCAUUCGAUUCCAGAAGCGAAAAACUGAAAAUGAAUACAUAUGGUUCUACCGUGGAGUAGGGUAAGAUAAAAUUCAUCCGAGUGAAAGUAGGACUCUUCGUUCGGAAAACAGGGAUUCGGAAUUUUAGAGAAAGAGGGAAGCAAAAUGCUACGGUAAACAAUUACACAGACAAUCAAAACAAUACAUUAAAAAAACGAAGAAAAUCCUAAUAUAAAAAGUGCUGCAUAAUAGGGAACACGAGGAUUCCUCACAAAAUGACUGGUGCGGAAUUAGAAAAAAGGUUGUUUUAUAGAACCGAAAUUCGGUAGGGAAAGUGCCUGCCUUUCAUUAAUAAUCGAAUAAAAACGCUUAUUUUGAUUUAAACUAAGUUAAACAUUUUCCUCGAUCCUGUGAAAUAUUCGAGUCAAGUCAAGUCAACUUUAUUUAGGCAGGUUAGCCUUAUCAGCCAUUGGCUGGUAUCAAAAGCAGCCCUGUGUACUUACGACUACACGAUAAAAAUUAAAAAAAAAUUAAAAAUUAGUUUAAAAAUAUGUACAAGGAAUUUAAAAGUGAAUAAAAGGGAAAUUAUAUACUUCAUAAAAAUCACAAUUUGUUUAAGAUUAAGGUGAUAGCCUAGUGAUCGUUACACUUUACCAGUCGGUGAUCAUCUGCCAUGGGUCUAUCUCUUAAUAACGGACUUUCCAUUUGUAAGGCACUUACUGAUUUUCGAGAUGAGAUUAACAAUUCAAAACCCUGGGAUUGCCGAAUUUAGGUUAAUAAUGUUGUUGUUGUUUUCCAGUUGCUGGUCUCAUGUGGGGAAAACAGGAUUAAAACAGCCUAUUUCGCUCGCGCCCGACUGCUGGUUCUAUGGCAUCGUUGUUCACGAGAUUGGUGGGUUGGUCAUUUUUCUUCUAAGAUAUAAACCCAUAUCCAAACGCAAAAGUACACCCAUUUUUCUUAAAAGGGGGUAUAUCCUUAUCCAGUCUUUGGUGGCCACACUUGAUUGGUCACUUUUUUUUGUCUUCUUGUCUUAGUGUUGUCGGGCUUCAAUUUAAACGUUUUUUCUGAUAAAGAUGAUAUUUCUCUUUUAGGGUUCACACCCUUCGGAUUCGCCCCAUUUUGUUAAACUUUAUAAAUACCCUCUGUAAUUGUAAAGCUGUCGAGCGGCCCAAUUUCCCCACUAUUGACGUUACUGCCAAACUUAUUUUCCAUAUAAGGUCAAAUUUAAGUAUUUAAGUGGCUGAUAAUCGAGAAUCAAAGGGACAGCUAGAAAUGCAUCAUCCGAGGUUGAGAAUUUGAUAUGUUUUUAUUAUUCAUUUUCGUUUUCCUGCAACGGGAAUUAGAUCAUACUAUUGCAUUUCCAGUGCCCUGUUGGUAAACAGGCAUUUCAUACGUAUAUUUUUUUUAUUUUCAGCUCAUUCCUUGGGAUGUUUUCACGAACAUUGA
Molecule: messenger RNA, 2926 nt
Organism: Porites lobata
Lineage: Eukaryota; Metazoa; Cnidaria; Anthozoa; Scleractinia; Poritidae
Source: the annotation of a GenBank genome assembly